Messenger RNA from Anneissia japonica, 6132 nucleotides. RefSeq names its product zinc finger protein 184-like. Gene Ontology annotation, molecular function: zinc ion binding. The record is from RefSeq and is a predicted model, not a curated record. The transcript has 4 exons. NCBI's taxonomy places the organism in Eukaryota, Metazoa, Echinodermata, Crinoidea, Comatulida, Comatulidae. Bases 721 to 3210 code for a protein of 829 amino acids.
AUAACUUGAGUUGGCUAGGAUUAACAAAAGUGUGCAAAACACUGGCACUCAGGCCUUUAUAAUUUUUGAACAUAGAGAAUUUUUCCCCAACAGUAAUCUGAGCAUGCAACCUUGUAUCUUUUACAUUAUUAAAAAAUAUAUUCGAAAAACUUGUCGUCAGUAGGCCAAUGUACUUUAUUGCUCCUGGUGUCAGCAUGGAGGUAUAAUACCUCCAGGGUACAUUCCAAUUUCAAACGCUUUUGAAAACGUAUUACAGUUCUUAAAAAUCAAUUGAAGUCUUUGUAUAGGCAUUUUUUUUUGUUUGAUCUGUGAUUUGACGUAUUUCAAUCAACUAUAGGCCUAUUCAAAUUUGCCUAUUGUUCAGUUUUUCCCCAUGUAUCGUCUCGAAUCAUAGAUUUCAAAUCUACGUCACUGCGUAUGUUAACAAAAAACACGACAUGCUAACAUCCCGGCCACUAUAAGCCUCAUUUCUAUCCGAUUUGCGUAAUUGAACUUACAGCUAUUCGUACCACCGUAUGACGCACUAAUGCGUUUUGAAAAAAAACAGCAAUGAAGCAUUGGGGGCACACUUUUUGAAACUCUACUAUCGUCGGGUAAGGAAUACGUUUUACAUUGUCUUUACUGACUGUGGACAUUGAAUUAGAUUUGGCAGAGGGGCCUACUAUGUAUACUUUUACUGAUACAUUUUGAGACAAGGUAGACUGUAUUUGUAAAUUGAAGAUGGAAGGGCAAGUCGAAAUAAGUCCAACAUGGAACACUGUUUAUUCUAGUGAGCCUGUUUCAUCAGGGAAUGUUAAUCAAUCUGACGAACAAUGCUUUCCAACUGUUGACUGUGAGGAGAAAUGGAAAAUCCCAGGGAGCUCAGUGGUGACGUUUUCGCAGAAAGUAAGCAGUCAAGAGAUCGAUAGCUUACAUAUUAAUGAUGGGCAAGAUGAUUACACACUUCCAGGAAAUAAUGUUCCUAAUAACAAUAUUGCAAUGAAUAAUCUAUCAGGUUUUACUCGAGAGUUAGGUCACAAUCAUGUACCCGGUGUAUAUUCCGGGGGUAAUCUUGGACAGGCACAGCGGGAAUUGCCAGCCUUAAUGCAGGAGGAACUGGUGAUGCCGUACGCAUACUCGUCCAGAGCACAACCAAUUACAAAGAAGGGACAUUCCAGUGGGUCAAAUUAUUGUGCAGAAUGUGGGAAAACUUUCACAAGCACACGCAGUUUCCGUAGACAUAAGUCGAUCCACACAGGAGUAAGGCCGUUUAAAUGUAAAGACUGUGGGAGAGCCUUUUCCAGAAAAGAUAGUGUACUUGCACACGAGAGACGGCAUCGUAGAAAAACAAGUCAUUUCCGAUUUCAGUGUCUACAGUGUGGAAUUAGCUUCUUGACUAUUUUUCAGUUAAAGACUCAUGAGCAGAAGCAUACAUCACUAGCUAGCUCUUCUGGUCAAAAUGUAGCUCAAGUGGAUAAUGCCAGUUUGAAUGACCCUCAAGGGUUUUCGAUACCUAGUCCAUACACAUUACCAGAUCCUAGAAACUCAACGAGUAGCUUUGGAAACAUGUAUCAGACUAUGGUCAGUCCAGCGCCUCCAGCUAGUAUCUUGUCCGACCGAAAGGUACAUAAAUGCCCAUUUUGCCGGAGGCUCUUCACUAAACAAUAUGCUAUGAAUUUACAUAUGAAGACCCAUAUGGUUGUGUUCAAUUGUGAAUAUUGUGGGAAGGUAUUUCGAUUCCGGCGCAACAAACAGACCCACAUUCUAAAAUUUCAUCAUAAACUACAGUGUGCACAGUGCCAGAAAAUCUUCUCAAACACGGAUGCACUGAGAAGCCACCAACUUCUCAAGUGCAACUUUAACGUGAAUGAGUUGCUUUCACUUUAUAGUGGCCAGAAUCAAAUGAAGUCAUAUGAUACGUCUCAUACAAUCGUGCAUUGCAAAUGUGGAAGGUCUUUUUUUAAUAAGCUUGACCUUAAGGAGCAUUCUGAUAUUUGCAAACAUCAAGCUGAUGACAACGGGAGGGUGAACUCGGAGAAUUCACCCUCUAAUGGACAACAAACAAGUGAGGUUUGUUCCAUGGAAAAUACAAUUGAGAAUUGUGAUAGUACAGAGGUAUGCAAUCCAGUACUGCAGUGUAAUGUCUGCUCUUCAAGACUAAAAAAGCCAAGAACUUUGCCUUGCACUCACUCGUUCUGCCAUGAUUGCCUUGAGAAUAAUUGCCUAGGCAAGACUAAAUGUACCUUAUGCUGUCCAACAUGCCAGUUAGUUGUCGUGGUUCCAGACGGUGGUCUAGAACAUUUGCAAGCUAACCAGAUGAUCAGUACUUUGCUAUCGGAAGUCCAGAAUUCAGAACAACAAAUGCAUCCUCUUUGUAUUGUAUGUGAUGUGAAUGCUAGUCAUCACUGCCAACAAUGUGAUGCCUUUAUCUGUAUAAAAUGCUCUGCAGCACAUCUCAAGCUACCUGCCACUAAAGAUCACACUCAAAUCUCUUUGACAGAGUAUAACACUAAGGAUCCAAGAGAAAGAAUGGCAGCGGCAGUAGUCAUGUGUAAGGAGCAUGAUAGUCCAUCACAGUUUUUCUGCAACAGCUGUCACAAACUAGUUUGUGUUGGAUGCACCCUGGUGGAUCAUCCGAAAGGAAGUGGACAUGAGAUCAUAGAUCUUAGCUCCGCCUUUGAAUCUUUCUGCACAGCCACUGAACCAAUGAUCAGUGAAUGUGAAAAACUAGAGAAACAGUUGAGCUCUGCAAUGAACGAGAUAAAGCCAAUGCUUCAAAUUGGGCAUCAGCUUCGAUAUAAGUGUAGAGAGUCGAUCCAGGCAUAUGUUGCAAAAUUAAGGGCAGCUUUGGACAAACUACAAGAAAAACUGUUACUUGAAGUGGACGACUUAACCACUGCAAAACAAAUGGCCAUUGACAGCCAAUUAAGUUUUUUUCAAAAAGAACUUGAAGAUGUCAAAGGAACCAGGCUUCUUGCUAACCAGUUAAUCACAAGCCCGAACAAAGCGCUGGCUCUCACAUCGACCCUCGAUGUAUCCAAACAUCUCAAAGAUAUUCUGGAAAAAUCGCCACCAACCUCAAACUUUGUAAAAAAACUGAUGUUCAUACCAUGUGAAGAUCUCUUAGAAGUGAUUCUGGAGAAAGGAAUUGGGUUUUUAAAGGAAACAGAAGAGUCAGAAUCUGAAGUAAAAGAAUGUAAUGAUAAAAUAAUGGAGCUCUACACAUGCUAAUGCAGUAUUUGCAAUUCAGGCUCUGGAUUUAUAGGUCGUGAGCUCGAAUCCCAUUUUAUCUGUAUUAUAUAUUUAUAUAUCACUUGUUGUUCUGAAGCGAAGUUGUUUCUAAUCUGAUAAAAUGCAACAAAUCAUUCUACUUAGAACUGCAGUUAAAUUCACAGUCUUAUUAUUAUUAUUGUAGUUUGCCAAUUAUACGUAUUUAUCCUGUCUUAAAAAUUAAACAGGGGGCGCACUAAUGGACCUUUUCGUUAAGUCCCACCACUUGGAUGUUAUUGCUAAGAUCCCACUAAAAUAUUAUAUUGUUGGCGUACGUAACACGUGCGUUUGUGGGACGCACGUGUGUUUGUGGGACAAGUGCGUAUUAGCGAUAUUUUGAUUGGUUUGAUUGACACUCCGGGAAAGUCAAUUUCAUGCUCAAUGUGCAGCAUUUUUACUAAGAUAUUGUACGCAAUGACAAUCAGUACUGACUUAUUUAUUAUGCAUGAUCAAAUCUGAAUACAUUUAACCUGGAUAUUCUCUGAAUAAGCCCUGACUAAUUUGCAGAAUAUGUAGGCCUAUUAUUGUAAGAAUUUGCUAUUUUGGCUCAACACAGAUUCAGCAUUUACUAUUUGGAAAUUCUUCUUACAGCACAGCAUAUUCAUGGUUGUGUACUGAAAUUGAAGAAUUGUCUCCAAAGUUCUCAGUGACCAUAAUAUCACCUUUUCCUAAACAUAACCAUAUUGGUUUAUAAAAGUAAAUUGCCUAAUUAAGGAAAAGCAAUACAAUACAGUAGGCAUAUUUUAAGUGCCUUGUAGAUUGCUUGUAGGUUGCAUUUUUGUUUAUCAAACAAAUGUAUAUUUUAUAGUUUAUGAAAUGGUUAUAGGUUAAAUAAAUUGUUAUAUGUUGUUAUGUAUUUUAAGGCUUAUAUUAUUAGUUUGGCUUAUUCGUUGUAAUUACUGUUUAAGUGUUGAAUUUAAAUAUGGAUUUUUAAUGUUAAUUCUGUGAUAGAAGCAGUCAUCAUGAUAGAGAAUUUAGUAAAAUUGAUAAAUUAAUUUUAAAUUAUCUAUAACAAAUGUAAACAUUGGACUUCUCUGAAGUUUCAAUCAAACUUAAUAACUGGCCGUGGUAAAUUAAUAGCCAAGAUAUAUAACACGACAGCUUAAAACAUAUGUAAACUUGAUUCUGGGACAUCAAAAAUCAAGUUCAAGUUUUUUUGGGACUUUAGAAACAAUAUCAGAAUGCUGGGCUAUCGUAGAAAUGUCCAGUGUAUUGUGUAAAUUGAAGCAUUAUGUGUCCAUACUGUUUUCUGGAGGUGUGUGAAACAGCAGCAAAGCUGUAUAUUUCCAAUUGAUAGAUCUGGUUUUGAACUGAUGUUGAAUAUUGAAAACUUUUUUUUUUUUUUUUUUUUUUUGCAAGUACUCUACUUAUUUCUUUGUUGUAAAAUUAUGGGUGAAGAUUUUUUGAGCACACUAGCUUCUGUGUUCGGGUUUAUGAUUAUUGUGUUGCUUCGGGAUGGGCCGGUUGGUUCUGGAUGGGAAAUGUUCUCCAUUCAGUGUAGUAUAAGUUGGUAACUAGUAGAUUUUAAUGCCAAUGGCUGACAACUGUAUAAAUUAUUGAAUUACAUUGCUCUCCUGAGACCUGAAUUGUUUCAUGUUUAAUCCAAUAAUGACCAAGUUAAUGUAAAUUGCCCAUUGGAUUGGAUUUAUUUAGUGUAAACACCAAGAAUAGCCCAUGAAUGUCUAGAAGACUUAUUUCCAGUGGGGUCCUUCUGGUUGUGAUUGGGCAGUACACCGUGAGACAAUCCCCUUACUCUUUUCCGAAGAGUGACGGCGUUCUUUAACGUGCACAUGGACCAAAAAUGCACACGGGACCAAGACGAUGCGCUACUGUAACUUGUAUUUAGUCCUCAAGCUGAAACACAAGGACAGGCAGCGAUGGGAAUUGAACUGGGGACGUAGAGAUCUUCACGGUUCAGCGCACACACAGUAGCUACCACCAGAUUAGCAGGCUGAUUUAAGCUCCUCUCAAAUGGCCCUCGCAAUAAUACGUUCUAUAAGAAUGAUAUUAUCAUUAUCUAAUAGAAAGAUUAUACGUUAAGAAAACAUUUGUUUAUUAAAUAUUAAUGCUUUUGAAAUUGAUUAUAAAUGGGGUUUAAUUAAUUAUCUUGUAAAUUAACGUUUUAAUUAGUAAAAUGAUAAGCCAACCCAAUAUAUUAUUACUUACCAACACUUUGACUAAUGUAUUAAAAUUAUUAUUAAUUUGCUUGCACCUAUGAUUAUCUUAUCACUAAGCGCAUCCAGUGGUGGAGAAAGGGCCACUCGCCUAUCCAGCAGCAGCAACAGUAAUCUUCUAACCAAAGUGUCGUUAAUAGGGCCUAUUGCUAAUAGGCGGAAACUCGGUGAAAAAUCUGGACUUCCACAAUACAAACAUUAUGAAUACAUUGCAGAUUUGCUUCACUGAAAGACUUCACCGAAAAUAGGAGGCGAAUUGUUCAUGCUCAAUCGCUGUCACUUACUGUAUUAUUACCUUUGAUAUCUGACAACAAUCACACGCUGUAGGACUAAGGUGGUUUUGAAAACUAUAAAGCAAUUGAAAUCAAUGCACGCUAGUUUUUGUUUGAAAUUGUGAAACUUAAUCAACAUUCUAUUGUCCAAAUACUUCUGUAUCAUCGAGUUAUUUUUUGACAUACCAUCAUGAAUAGAUUUCAGAUCUGCUUCAAUGCAAUUAGGAUGAUUUGCUCGAUUUUAUUGUCACUAUUUUUACCUUUUGCCACAACAGGACCAAACAGCACACGCACGUUUUUGUUCGGCUGUAUAAUCGUGAAUUAGUUCAUAUAAUGUUGACAUGCACCAUGAAUACAUUUCAGAUCUGCUUCACUGAAAUCUGGAUGACUUAUUGCCUUUUUGCUUUACAGAAUUUUCACAUUUUCCCACAAGCCAA